Molecule: messenger RNA, 1549 nt
Organism: Lutra lutra (Eurasian river otter)
Lineage: Eukaryota; Metazoa; Chordata; Mammalia; Carnivora; Mustelidae
Gene: CA11
Product: carbonic anhydrase 11
Exons: 9
Coding region: 471-1457 (328 amino acids)
Molecular function (GO): zinc ion binding; carbonate dehydratase activity
Source: RefSeq, a predicted model, not a curated record
AAACAGGAGAGGCAGAAGAGGAGGAGGUGGGGAGACUGGGCGAAAAAGAAGCUGGAGAGGAGGGAGACCGGGAGGAGGAGAGAAGCAGGAUGGAGACAUGGGGUUAGGUGGCUCCGGGGAGCUGAAGAAAAGAGAGCGAAGAGGGGGUGUGGAUUAGAAACCAGGAGGUAACCCCGGGGAGAAGCAGGAGGCAGAGAAAGGGGUAGGAAGAUCGGGAGGUAGAGGGAGGCUGGAGGGUUGGGGAAAAGAGGAAAGGAAGGAGGAGAGGCACAGAGAGCUGGGAGAGCGGAGAGGAGUGUAUUUGGGGGGUCUCAGUUCCCUGCUGCCUCGGUGUUUGGGGAACGGGACUCCCUGUAGGGAGGAGAGGCAGGCUGGAAGUCCUGGAGGGACAGGGUCCCACAGAGCGGGGAAGGAGUAGCUGAGAGAGGGGCCAGGACACUGGGAGGGGGUUGCUCAGAGGCCUCCCAGGGAUGGGGGUUGCUGCUCGUCUGAGCGCUCCUAGGGCGCUGGUACUCUGGGCCGCACUGGGGGCGGCAGCUCACAUUGGACCUGCACCUGACCCCGAGGACUGGUGGAGCUACAAGGAUAAUCUCCAGGGAAACUUCGUGCCAGGGCCUCCCUUCUGGGGCCUAGUGAAUGCAGCCUGGAGUCUGUGUGCUGUGGGGAAGCGGCAGAGCCCUGUGGAUGUGGAACUGAAGAGGGUCCUUUAUGACCCCUUUCUGCCCCCACUGAGACUCAGCACUGGGGGAGAGAAGCUCCGGGGAACACUGUACAACACCGGCCGCCAUGUCUCCUUCCUGCCUGCCCCACGGCCCGUGGUCAAUGUGUCUGGGGGUCCCCUCCUCUACAGCCACCGACUCAGUGAACUGCGACUGCUCUUUGGAGCACGUGAUGGAGCUGGCUCUGAACACCAGAUCAACCACCAGGGCUUCUCUGCUGAGGUACAGCUCAUCCAUUUCAACCAAGAACUCUACGGGAACUUCAGCGCCGCCUCCCGGGGCCCCAAUGGCCUGGCCAUUCUCAGCCUCUUCGUCAAUGUGGCUGGCAGCUCGAACCCCUUCCUCAGCCGCCUCCUUAACCGGGACACCAUCACCCGCAUCUCCUACAAGAAUGAUGCCUACUUUCUUCAAGACCUGAGCCUGGAGCUCCUGUUCCCCGAAUCCUUCGGCUUCAUCACUUAUCAGGGCUCCCUCAGCACCCCUCCCUGCUCAGAGACUGUCACCUGGAUCCUCAUUGACCGGGCCCUCAAUAUCACCUCCCUCCAGAUGCACUCCCUGAGACUCCUGAGCCAGAAUCCUCCGUCCCAGAUCUUCCAGAGCCUCAGCGGUAACGGCCGGCCCCUGCAGCCCUUGGCCCACAGGGCUUUGAGGGGCAACAGGGACCCGCGGCACCCCGAGAGGCGCUGCCGAGGCCCCAACUACCGCCUGCAUGUGGAUGGUGCCCCCCAUGGUCGCUGAGACUCCCCAUCGAGGAUUGUGCCUGUCCUUUCCAAGCCUCCCAACACGGGGAGGGGAGUCACCCCCAAAACAAAGCUAUUAAAGGGACAGAA